UCAUCACUUGUCAACCGCAUAUCAUUCAAACCAACCGUACAACUGCACAUUAGCUUGUCACACAACUCAAAACAGGGUUGAUAUUAUAAAUAGUAACACCGAAAAGAAACGCAGCAAACAUUCUUAUACUGUGAAACCAACCAGGACACACCAUCAGUGCUUUAGACUCCAAACACGAUGGUUGUGUUUGAACCACUGGACGACCCUUUGAAGGUUCUGCCACUGCCUCUUAAACUUCUGGCACUGCUCGGAGUGAACAAGAACCCGUCCGAACGGUUCCGUCUGUACGCCAUAUACAUUUACUUGUGGGUGGCGAUGUUCAUACCGAAACUCUGCCUGGGAUACGAAACCAUUCCUCAAUGCUUCCGAAGCAUCGCCGAGGGUAUGUUUUCGUUUAACACUACCGUCACCUUCAUUAUGUUGCCCCUAAAGAUGGACAACUUCGAAGGCUUGCUUCAAAAUCUACAGCGUUUUACCCAAAUAGUUACAGUCGAAGAAGACUACAAACAAAUUCUAAUCAGCCUCAACACGACAAUACAUAAGUUCACCAAGUUUUACUUCAUCUUCACAAAUGGGGUCGUGUUUUCCAUUACCGGCAGCACGAUAGCAGGAAUGCUAUAUACCUACUACACGAAAGAUUCGAAAUAUUCCGCAGCAUUUCCGCUCGUAAUGGAAAACCGUUUCUACGUGCUGGAUUCGCAUUACAACCUUGGCCACUGUUUUGUACAUCAGGCUCUGAUGUUCUUUGCCCUCUACAUCCUGUUGGUAAUGUUCACCGCCAAGGCCGGUACGCUUUUCGGUUUGAUUCGCUUCUGUUCGACCGUGCUGGGAAUCAUUGUCCUCAAGAUCGAGCGACUGAACCAGAUCGGACCCGUUGACCAGUAUACUGCAGAGCUGAGUGAAAUUAUCGAACUUCACCAGCUGGUGAUCAAGUGUUCCCGCCAGCUGCAGAACAUUCUGAUGGAAAUCCUGUUGGCCCAAUUUACUGGCUGCGUGUUUAUAUGGUGCUUUAUGCUGUAUUAUGUUAUGAUAAGUGGAAUAACUGCUGAAGGUAUUGCCGUGGGAGCCAUGCUUAUCGCCUUAUCAACGGAAACGUUCAUCUUUUGCUUGUUGGGGAACGAGCUGACGUUGAAGGGUCUUGAAAUUAUUACGGCUAUGUAUUCCACCAAUUGGUACGAUCAACCGGUCAAGCUACAGAAGAUGGUUGUACCAAUAAUACAGCAAAGCCAACAGCGAAUCGGUAUAACUGCGGCCAAGUUUUACUACAUCGAUUACAACAGAUACGGACAAAGCCUGAAAACCGCCUACUCUUUCUAUCUUCUGCUGAAGGACAUUUUCUAGACAGCAAUUAAUUAUUCACUAGAGCUUUCAGUUGGAUAGAUCGAACACACAGCACCGCGGCACGAAUGAGAAACCACCGUUGGGCAUAUUACCAACCAAGCACAUAGCUCACAAGUAGAUUUUCGUAAUCAAUACUUUUGAUUACUCAUCAGCCAAUAUUUGAAUAUGCUUUUUGCUAUAUAACAAAUACGAUUGUAGCGUUUGAAUGCGAUCGAACGUUAAUAUGCACAUGUAGUUUAGUUCAAUGGCAUUGGGAAUCAUAACAACGAUAUCCUGCAUCAUAUACCAAUCAACGGACAAACGAUGAGGUUCUUCCUAAUCGAAAAGUCAUACGAUGUGUCACACCAUUCGUUGAAGCUCCUAGGACUGAUUGAAACGCGAGAUACGUACUCAUAUUUGUGCUCUUCUUACUGUCAAUCGCCGUACCGAAGAAUGUGCUUGGAUAUCCCAACUUUAAAACAUCGGUCAUGAGUUCAGCUGAUGUUUCAAACGAAUCAAUAUUUCGUCUAAUAAGCUUCACAAAAACAGUGAGUCUAUUUUCCUUGUUGAUAAAUAUAAUUUUUUUACUACCUAUUGUAUUUAAAGUUCCUAGCGAACCAUUUCCAGUUGCUCAAUAUUCAAGCAAGAUGAACGCCCACCAUCUAAGGCAGGCUAUACCAUACCGUUCAUCUAUUGCCAAUCAAUUUCUACAGCUGCUCUUACAACUCAACUCUCACAAGUACAUAACAUAUUUACCUCAAUUCCAUAUUGCUCGUGUCGCGUUUGUCUUGCACACAUUCAGACAGACAAGAUUACCUAUAGCUGUACGUAAAGACCUGCACCUUGCGAUCCUAUGUGUUCAACCAACCGGUAUACUGCCUCCUAAAAAAAAGCUUGUUGGUAAAUGUCAUAAUCCUCUUUUUUGCUAUAUAUCUUCUGAAAAGCUUUGAAACCUUUCUAAGAACCAGACCAUGACUUCCAUAAGUUGAAUGAUUGCUAUUGCUAUCCUGCAAGUCGUCAAGAAGACGUAUUCAUUUUUCGUUGUUAACAGACAGUUACCAUGCUGCAGCUAACUGUAAUUAAAUGGAAACUUUGUGCUAUUGGAACACUUGAAUUCUCAACAUUCUU
Anopheles coluzzii is the source of this 2448-nucleotide messenger RNA. Its product is annotated as odorant receptor 4-like. Gene Ontology annotation, cellular component: plasma membrane. Gene Ontology annotation, molecular function: olfactory receptor activity; odorant binding. The record is from RefSeq and is a predicted model, not a curated record. Gene Ontology annotation, biological process: sensory perception of smell; detection of chemical stimulus involved in sensory perception of smell. The transcript has 5 exons. Lineage: Eukaryota; Metazoa; Arthropoda; Insecta; Diptera; Culicidae. The coding region runs from base 178 to 1341 and encodes 387 amino acids.